CCGCCCCCUGCUCGCUUUCGCACUCAGCACGUACUGCAGUUAAACACGUUCAGUUUGUGUAAUAACCGCCCGCCGUGAGCACAACAGCCGUCAGUCCGCAGUUUAGAAAGAAAACGUCGUGCCACAGCUUCACUUUUCCACGCACGCCAGGCGAGAGGACAUGGCCCAGAGGACGUUAGUUAGAAAACAACAGCGCGUGAGGCAAAAACAAGCGCGCUGACAGCGAUUUAAAGCCCUUCGCAAAAGUUUCGCUGACGCGUGCGUGACGUCGGACGAGUCAGAUGUAACAGGCGACGCUUCCCGUUUGCUGUCAGUGUGCGUGCGUGUGUUUGUUUGUUUGUCUUUAAUCACUAAAACCGGAGGGAAGUGUAGGUUGGCAUGGGGGCCAAACAGAGCAGUCCCGCUGCCAACGGGCGCACGCGAGCCUACUCGGGCUCGGAUCUACCGUCAAAUAACGUUAACGGCGGUAGCGGCAGAACGGCGGCUGUGGCGAUGAGGUAUCAUCCCGCGCACGGCGCCUCAGGUGCAACAUCGUCACCGUCGUCGUCUUCGUCGUCAGCCGCAAACUAUCAGGGCUCCAGGACGCGUUCCACCGGUGGCCCGGGCGCACGACCGCAGUCGAGCAUUAAUAUACCGAGCUCGGGAGCGUACAGUUCUCAGGAGUCCGGUAACAGCACACCGGAGGAGAACGGCGGGGAGCGAGAGCGGUCAACCGGCACUCCGAGACUCUUGAUCGGAUCUUUACCUGCUCACCUGUCGCCUCAUCUCUUCGCAGGUUUCAAGUGCCCCGUCUGCUCCAAGUUUAUCUCUUCAGAUGAAAUGGAUCUCCAUCUGGUCAUGUGCUUGACGAAACCUCGAGUGACGUACAACGAGGACGUCCUGACGAAGGACGCAGGAGAAUGUGCAAUAUGUCUGGAGGAGCUGGUGCAGGGAGACACCAUCGCACGCCUGCCCUGCCUCUGCAUCUAUCACAAAGGCUGUAUUGACGAGUGGUUUGAAGUGAACCGAUCGUGUCCUGAACAUCCUUCAGAUUAACAGCGCCUCUCGCACCUUUGCACAGCCUCCUGGUCGUGAGAAGCGCCUCGUCCCGCAAACGGACGGCAAUGUGAAUUCUCUUCCUCCUCAUAGACACUGUGACUUUGGUCUCGGGACGGCCCGAUCGCCGAGCGCCCCUCUCUUCUCGUAGCACGGCCCUCCCUAGUCGCCAUAUAAACCCUAGCGUGCCAAAACUCAUUCAGGGAAACUCUUUCCACAACCCCAGCGGCGGUCCAGACCCUCCAGAUUCUCUCCUCCGUCGUGCAAUUGUCCAAUCAGGAAUUGUGAAGAAGGCGGAUCUAGCAGAAGUUCAUUUCAUUGGCUGUUCGUUGAGGUCUCUGAUUGGCCGGACUCAGGGUCAGCUGACUGUGUGGAUAAUUAUGGGACGAUCGGGGUGGAUUGUUCUCUGCUAAAUGAGACUGUGUCUCUCAGUGCCUUAAUUUUCAGAUCCCACGGGCCGAAGCGGCGGCUGCGUUUCGGAUGUUCUUCGGCAGAAGGGCUCCAUGGACUCGGAGAAAGACGCCUGGAUGUGACGGGACGUGAGCCCUGAUUCGGGUCGGUCCUGAGCCAUACUGACAAGUGCCCUGUCUUUCCUAACGGCGACGCGGCCGUUUUUAUUCCUCUCACUUUCGCUUCCCGGAUGGUGGAAUGUCCCGUGCGUCUCGAGUCUCGUAGCAAUAUUCACUGUAGCCUGUCACAUGACGUCUGCACCGUCUCAAGAUCAUUUAUGCAAUUGCAUCACGUUUUAUUUGUGUUGAGACAAAUCUGGGCCUUAAUUCAACACAUGACUGACUUCUGUGUCUCUUUAUGUAGGGUGAAUCUCAUCAAAACGUGUCAAAGUCAGAAGAAAAAAUUUGAAUUAUAUUUUAGCAUGAAGAAAUUUAGGUGUGUUUUGGGGGAAAUUAAUAUAAUGCAAUUAUUUUGUAUUAAAAUAUGCAUAAUUUUAAUGGCAGUGUAAAUACAUUGCAAUAUAUAAGAAUUUAAAUUAUAAAUUAAUAAUUUUUAUUAUAUAAAUAAUUUAUAAUUAUAAAUUUUAAUUAAAAUAAUUGAAUUAUAUUAAUUUAUAAAUUAAUUGUAAAUACAAUUUAAAUAAUAGAAUUUAAAUAGUAUUUUUUUUACAAUUUAAUGACAAUUCUGCACAUUUUUACUCCGUCAGUAUAAUUAUUUUGCACUGUGAUUUGUGAUAUUAAUUGAUAGUAAUGCUCUAAAAAAAAAUUAAUGCAAAUCAAAAUGUAUUCCAGAAAUAAAAAUCACUGAAAAUAUUAAAGAGUUAAAAUUUCGAUUUCAAAUCAGCAUAAAUUUAAUGGCAGUACAAAUACUACUGUGAUGAAUAAAUACAGUUUAAAUAAUAAAUAAUAUAUACAAUUUAAAUACAUUUUUAGGAUUUAGAUGUUUUACUUUACGACAUAUUUUCAUAAUAAUUAUACAAAUUUUUCCCCUUCAGUACAAGUAUUUAUACACCAUUAUUCAUGAUAUUUAUAGUACUGCUUUUAAUUUAUGCUGAUUUAAUUUUUUAAAUCUUUUUUUUAAUCUCAUCAGUGAGAAAGAAUAAUAAAUAAUAAUAAAAAAAAACUCAAAAGUGAAAUAUUAAUUUAAAUCAGAUAAAAUUUAAUGGCAGUACAACAAAUGCUACCAUGAUGAGUAAAUACAUUGCGAUUUUAAAUAAUAAAUAACAUAUAGAAUUUAAAAAUUCCACUGCUCUUAAUUUUAAUUAAAAUAAUUGCAUUAUAUUAAUAUAUAAAUUAAUUGUAAAUACAUCACAGUUUAAUUAAUAAAUACAAACAAAUUAAACUGUACUUUUUUUUUUUUAAAGAUUUUUCACAAUUUCAUGACAAUUAUACACAUUUUUACUCCUUCAGUAUAAUUAUUUUGCACUUUGAUUUAUGAUAUUUAUUGUACUUCUCUUAGAUAAUGCUCUAAAAUAAAAUAAACGCAAAUCAAAAUGUAUUUCAGAAAUAAAAAUCACUGAAAAUAUUAAAGAAAAAGGACAUUUUCAUUUAAAUCAGCCUAAAUUUAAUGGCAGUACAAAUACUGCUGUGAUGAAUAAAUGCAAUUUAAAUAAUAAAUAAUAUAUACAAUAUAAACACAUUUUUAGGAUUUAGAUUUUUCACUUUACAACACAUAUUUUCUUAAUAAUUAUACAAUUUUUUUCCAGUUCAGUACAAGUAUUUAUAAACAAUGAUUUAUAUUGUACUGCUUUUAAUUUAUGCUGAUUUAAUUUUUUUAAUCAUUGUAUUUCAGUGGUAAGAAUCAUAACUGAAAAAAAUUAUUUAAAAAAAGUUAAAUAUUAAUUUAAAUCUGAAUAUAUCAUGUAUUUACAUAUAAAUUUGAUUCUAAAAAUAAUAAUAUUAAUAUCCUAUAGAUCCUAAAAUGCACUUCUUUUUCUUUAUGCAAAAUAUAAUUUAGUAAUUUCUUUUGAUUUUGUGAUGAAAAAUGCCAUUUCUUGACAGGUUUUGUUAGUCUCACCCUUCCUCGUAGCGUCACGUGGCGUCAUUUAGGGUUUUAAAACUUUGUAUGUGCGUCAGGAGGUACACAUAUGACAUCAAAUGAUCGUCCAUCAGGCCAAAUGAAUCUCAUAUUUCACCUUGCAUUAAGGAAAUUAAUUUUUUGGAUUAUUAAGAUUUGUCACGUACCUUCAUGACAAUUACACAUUUUCACUGCUCUUAAUUUAUGCGGAUUUAAAUGUAAAAAAUCAGUGUAUUCGAGGAAUAAACACUGAAAAUAUCACCAAAAAAGCAAAGGAAAACUCAAAAGCACUGAUGCAGAAUGUGCCUGAUUGUUGUGAACGUCACAAAUCUUAAUGCUCUUAAAAAGGCUAUUUUCUUUAUGUACAAUAUACAUUUUUCUGAUCUUUGUGAUGAAAUGUGAUUCAGGCGAAUGAUUCUCUGUGUUUGUCUUAAAUUCACCUGUAGCUGCUGGAAUUUUUGUUAUGAUCUUUGGGAUUUUAUCACCAGUUUCUCAAUCUGUUUCACGCAAAUCACUUAGUCUGAACGGCACGUGCGAGUUAUUGAUAUCAUAAACGCUCUGGUCACAUUUCAGCUGCUUUUCCCAAGAUCCACAUCGUGAUAUUUUGGAGAAAGGUGGCCGUUCUCCAGUAGAGUUUGACGCUUUAGAUGGACGCGCUGCUAACUAGUUCUUCAAAGUUACUAAUCAGAUUCAACAAGGGAUUUUUGUUUAGUUUUGGUUAGAGAUUUACUCAUUAGUCUCAUUCUCAGUCUCAUGUAAAGCCUUAUGCGGUUGAGGGGUUAGUUUUGGCCCGCUGAAGCUGAAUUGGACUUCAGAGUAUUACCGUAGUACGGCCUGGCAUAUCAGAGGUGCCAUAAUAGCUUUAAAAUGCUGCUAAUCAUGUACGUUGAUGGCGAUGAGAACCGCUGCAUUACAGCAGGUUCAGAGAAGAUACAGUACACCACAUGUUGCAUGGGAAGCACCACUAUUUUUAAAACGCCUUACCAGAUAUUAGAUCAUUCGCAUAUCAUUUAGGUACAUAAUGAAUCCACGCUGAUGUUGAUAUUUUGCUGCUUUGUGCAAACGUCUGUUUCCAGCAGAUCUGAGCCUGAUGCGUCCGGAUCCGUGACACAAGCUGGAGUCUCAUUUUUGAUUAAUUUGCUACCAAAAUCCAUCAGGUAACUGUCUGUUUGAUCUAGUUCCAUCCUCACACCAGUCAAGAGGAAC
Molecule: messenger RNA, 4707 nt
Organism: Labeo rohita (rohu)
Lineage: Eukaryota; Metazoa; Chordata; Actinopteri; Cypriniformes; Cyprinidae
Gene: znrf2b
Product: zinc and ring finger 2b
Exons: 5
Coding region: 379-1035 (218 amino acids)
Source: RefSeq, a predicted model, not a curated record